AGGAGGACCUCAGGAAGGAAAUGAUGGACUUCAGGAAGAUGCUGAAAAAGAGGUCCCCACCUCCAGCUCCUGAAAAAAAGAUAGAGUCAGAGCAGGUGUGGCAGCUGCUGAUGAAUGCAGACCGGAAGGACUACGAGAAGAUCUGCUUGAAGUAUGGAAUUGUGGACUUCCGGGGGAUGCUGCGUAAGCUGCAGGAGAUGAAGAAGGAGCAGGAGGACGAGAUGGCAAAGUAUGUCAGCGCCAUCUCCAACUUGAGACACAUCAGGGUCACCAAGGAGGGAGUUGCCACGUUUGACCUGGAGCUCGAUCUGAAGGACCUUGAGAGCAAGAUUCACUUGUACAAGGAUGGUGAAAUGGUCCCCUAUGGCUUCAAUAACCAGACCAAGCACUGUCUGCGGCGGUUGGGGAAACGGUACCACUUCCAGGUCCAGGACCUCUGCCCAGAGGAUGCUGGCCUUUACCAGGUCAAGGUGGAGGACACUGUGGUCUUCUCCACAGAACUGGAGGCUGGUGCCAUCCCCCCCAGAGUCGUGGUCCCGCUGGCCGAGGCCCACUGUGAGGAGCAGGGAGAUGCAGCAUUCGAAUGCACUCUCUCCAAACCCUGCCCCGAUGCUACCUGGUAUUUCCAGCACAGGCCUCUCAGGCUCACUGACAAAUAUGAAGCGAUUGUGUCACCUGAUGGGCUGACCCAUCGGCUGCUGGUGAAGGGGGCCCGCCUCUCAGACAGGGGCCUCUACUCUCUGGGCACGGGGCUCCACACCUCCAGUGCCUGGCUGGUGAUUGAAGGACCCAGGGCCCACUUCUCUCAGGGCCUGGCUGACAUGGAGGUGCGGCAGGGUGAGGCUACCACAUUCUCCUGUACCCUCACCAAUGACCUGGGACCCGGUGCCUGGUUUAAAGAUGGAGUCAAGCUCACCACCCAGGAUGGCAUCAUCACACAGCAAGAUGGGCUUGUGCACAGACUCCACAUUGCCCAUGUGCAGGGGCCCCAGGCUGGGAAGUACACAUUUGUGGCGGGCAACCAGCAGACCGAGGCCACCCUGACCAUCCAGGAUCCCCCCACCAUACCUCCUGAUGUGACAGAGAAACUGAGGGAGCCGCUGGUGGUCAAGGCUGGACAGCCAGUGACAGUGAAGAUCCCCUUCCAGAGUCGCCUCCCUACUCAGGCUACCUGGAGGAAGGAUGGGGUCGAGGUGGUGGGCAGCAGUUGCAGGGGGGCCCGGGUGGUCCUGGGAGAUGGCUGCACACGGCUAUGCCUACCCAGUGCCACCAGGAAGGACAGUGGCCCAUACAGCGUGACACUGAGGAGCAAGGGAGGCUCUGUGCAGGUGGAUGUCAUCCUGCAAGUCAUAGACAAGCCUCAGCCCCCACAGGGCCCGCUAGAGGUGCAGCACUACCGCAGGGCCGGUGUCUGCCUCUGCUGGAGACCUCCAAAGGAAGACGGGGGCCUGACCGUGGAGCGCUACAUGGUGGAGAGGAGACAGGCUGGCAGGAGCACUUGGCUGACCGUGGGCGAGGUCCCCCCAGACCACACUACCUUCACGGAUGUCAGCGUGGAGCAGGGCCGGAAGUACACCUACCGUGUGCGGGCUGUGACCUCAGAGGGGCCCGGGGAGGCCCUGGAGUCCGAGGAGGUGCUGGUGGCUCCUGAGGACCUCCCAGGGCUCCCUUCCCCCCCAGCUAUUUUGUCAGCUUCUAGCCAGGGAAUCACUAUAACAUGGACAGCACCCCGGAGCCGUGGCAGUGGCCACAUCCUGGGUUACCUGAUGGAGAAGUGUAAGAAGGGGAGCAACACCUGGACAGCUGUGAAUGACCAGCUCGUGCCUGUCUGUCCUAGGUUCCUCGUGGACUCCAGCACAAAGGACUCGCUGACAGUCAGAGCCGGGGACACCCUUCGCGUGCCUGUCUCCUUCGAAGCUGCCUCCAUGCCGGAGGUGACCUGGCUGAAGGACGGCCUGCCCUUGCCCAGAAGAAGUGUGACUACCACCCAGGAUGGCUUCACACAGCUUCUGAUUCCCACUGCCAACCUCUCAGACAGCGGCCGCUACGCUGUGGUGCUGAGGGACUCUCAGGGGAAGGAGUCCACCCACAGUUUCCUCGUCAGGGUGGCAGCAAGGCCACAGGCCCCUGGGCCCAUCCACCUGCAGGAGAAUGUGCCCGGGACGGUGACAGUGCAGUGGGAGCCCUCUCCAGACGAGGCCCAGGGAGUCCCCCUGCACUACACGGUCCUGACGCAUUCCUCGUCACACGGCUCCUGGCAGGAGGUGGCUGACCGCGUCCACACCAACCGCUUCACUCUUCUGGGCGUCCUCCCUGGCCGCGAGUACCACUUCCGGGUGAUGGCCAAGAGCGAGCUGGGUGCCAGCACACCCUCAGACACCACCCAGCCCUGGUGCCUCCCUCGGCAGAGAGACAGGCUCACGGUGGAGCCGCAGUGCCAGCGGGACCCGGAUCUGAGCCAGAAGCCCCGGUUCUUGGUCGGCCUUCGGACGCACCUGCUGCCCCGGGGCUGCGAGUGCCGCAUGACCUGCGCCGUGCAGGGCUCUCCCCGGCCCCACGUCACCUGGUUCAAGAACAACCAGAGCCUGCAGGGACACGAGGCGGCGUACAGCACUGACACGCUGGGCGUGUGCUCCCUCGUCAUCCCCAGCGUCUCCCCUGAGGACGGGGGCGAGUACAAGGUGGUGGCCGAGAACCCGCUGGGCCAGGCAGUCAGCACUGCCACCCUCAUUGUCCUAGGUAACCCGGCUGGGCCGAGCAGGCGGGGGCAGGGAAACCAUGAGCCACUCCUGACUCCUGGGGAAGGGCGGCUUCCCACGGGCCUCAGCAUGGGAGAGGAGUGGCUUUCUGCUCAUAAACGUGCCCAGAUGUGGACAUGUAGCGCCCGGAGAGCCGAGCUGGUGGGCUUCUUUUCAAUAAGGUAA
Fukomys damarensis (Damara mole-rat) is the source of this 2924-nucleotide messenger RNA. RefSeq names its product immunoglobulin like and fibronectin type III domain containing 1 (gene Igfn1). The transcript is spliced from 15 exons. The record is from RefSeq and is a predicted model, not a curated record. Lineage: Eukaryota; Metazoa; Chordata; Mammalia; Rodentia; Bathyergidae. The coding region runs from base 21 to 2924 and encodes 967 amino acids. Gene Ontology annotation, molecular function: protein binding.